CAAGCUAGCCCUGCUGCCGUCCCCGCCACUCCAGGAGGCAAGGGAACAUCGACAGGUGCAAUCCCUAAAGCGGCGUCGGCGACAUCAGACCGCAUGGCUAAGCCAGCGGCCUCUGAGGUGCGCCAUUCUGGCACUAAUGUAGCGAUGGGCAGUAGCCAUCCCCAGAAGCACAUUAGUGCAUCAGAAAGGUACUAUCGUACCAGACGGUCAGCCCUCAGAAUCCUGGAGAGACUGAGGGAUAAGAAGCCAGAAGAACUGACCGCAGAAGAGCUGGACUCAAGAAAUUGGGCCGAAAAGUUUAUGGCUGAACACCAGGCGAAAGCCAAACAAGAGUCUGCUCAAGGCAAGCGGAAGUCCUCUAGGGAGCUAAGCUCGGAACCCAAGAGAACAAGGGUAUCCGCCUUUUUAACAGCGGACGAGCUGCAGAAAAGAUCCUUCGCGGACGCGGCGAAGGACACAUUUACCAGGGCUGUGAUAGACCGCAGCUCACUUGAUGGUGCAAUAUCACCACAAAACUGGGACCUGGUCAACAGGCGACUCUGGGCCGUCUAUAAGGAGGUUCUAGGGGAAAACCCAGGACCACCCCCCAGUUGUGCGGACGCCGGUUGGUUCCAAAACCGCGUCAAAUUAACAAGGUGCGCGGACCAGAGAUCCGUCGACCUAUACACCCUGGCCAUCAGUCGCGUAGGCGAGGUCUGGCCGGGUGCACGCCUUGAGGCGAUAAAGCGGGAAGACAUUCCCAAUCGGCCCAGAUCCAGGGCCUGGAUUCCAGACUUCCACACCGACCCACAGGAAGUGCUGGAAUGGAUACGUAUGGGCAACCCCGAGCUACCCACCCACGACUGGAAGGUAGCAAAGAUAGGCGAUAUCGAUGGCAAGCGAAGGUUAGCGGUAAUAGUCCUCAACGAGGAAUCAGUAGAACCGCUAGCCAACCAAAACUGGAGGAUAAAUUAUGGCUUCCAAGCCUUGAACCUCCAUGUUUAUCGGCAGGACGUGUCAGGGAAACAACACCCUACCGACGAAGCGAGCGCAGUGGAAAGUGCUACUGACGACGAAGUGGCAUCCACCUCCGGAAUGGUCGGCGAACUCUUCGAGAGGGUGACUCUAGAAGAGGGGGCGGGGGACCACUCCGACUUUUCCGACACCAUGGUGGAAGGAGAAGGGGAGGAUAUCCUCCCCCUUUCUGACGAAGAGGACGUCAACCGGACUGUGGUUGGCUGUCCAGCAGCAGCACGCGAAACUGAUGGUGGGGAUAGUUCAGAUUAAUCUCCACCACUGCAAGGCGGCCUCAGCCGCACUUCUCCUCCGUCUCGCCGAAAGAGAAGAGGAGAUCGCACUCAUCCAGGAGCCUUGGGUCAUAAAAGAUCGGGUUUGUGGAUUGAAUAUGAAGGGAUACAAGCUGUUCUAUGUAACUGACAAAGUUUAGCGAUGCGGACAACGUCAUCAUAGCAGUGGAAUCAGGCGGAAUGUGUAUUUGGCUGGCUUCCACAUAUAUGGCCCACGACGCAGAAACAUUACCUCCACCACAAUCCUUAAGGAGCGCGGUAAUGGAGGCCUCUAGACGCGGCACUCCGAUGGUCAUAGGAGCGGACGCGAAUGCCCAUCAUCACAUAUGGGGCAGCUCAGAUACAAAUGAACGCGGUGAGUCGAUAUUCGAAUUCAUUAUGUGCAAUAACUUACAGGUUAGCAACGUAGGUGAUACCCCUACCUUUGUGACGUCUGUUAGAAGGGAGGUCCUUGACAUUACAUGUGUCAAUGAGCAGGGGGCAGAACUCUUGAAUGACUGGAGAGUCUCAAAAGACAACUCCUUUUCGGAUCACAUGUACGUCGUUUAUAACCUAUACGUACCAGUAAGAAAACAACAAGCGGUCUUAAACCGCAGAAAAACAAAUUGGAAAAAAUUUGAAACAAUAUUUUCUAAUAAUAUUUCCGGCCUCACAAAUCAAAUAAACUCGGAACAUCAACUUGAUAACGUCGUAGACGAUAUAACUAAAGCAUUUCAUCGUGCAGCAAAAUCAGCCUGCCCAAUCAGGGCAACAAGUAGGAAACCAAAACCUCCAUGGUGGUCCACUGAAAUUGCAACCCUCAGAAGGGAAUGCAGAUCAAAAUUUAAUGAAGCUAAGAGAUCCAACUCUUGGAGUGAAUUUAAAGAUUGGCAACGCCGAUUUAAGUAUGCAAUAAGAGACGCUAAGCGCUCCUCAUGGAGGAACUUCUGUCAGAAGAUAGAAAGUACUUCGGAGGCCAGCAGACUGCGCAAAAUACUAUCUAUGAGUCCCAGCAAUAUUAGCUAUCUCAUCAAGGAGGAUGGUGAUUGGACAACUAGCAGCGAAGAAACUCUAGAGCUUCUUGUACAGACGCACUUUCCGGGUUGCCUUCACAGUAGAGU
This is a messenger RNA of Rhagoletis pomonella (apple maggot), 2386 nucleotides long. RefSeq lists its product as uncharacterized. The coding region runs from base 94 to 1266 and encodes 390 amino acids. The transcript is spliced from 2 exons. The record is from RefSeq and is a predicted model, not a curated record. NCBI's taxonomy places the organism in Eukaryota, Metazoa, Arthropoda, Insecta, Diptera, Tephritidae.